AUGACACAGCAGUAUGGCUCGACAUCAAGUUUAUCUCCACCACCGCUUGUAGAUGCUCAGAACGGCAACGAUAUUAUGCGGACAAAGAUUCUACUUCUCGGCAUGCGGCGGAGCGGUAAAACAUCGAUCCAGGAAGUCCUUUUCCAAGAUAAGCUGCCAAAGAACGCGUUUUAUAUCGAGCGGACCACCCGUGUCUCCAAGCACACCUACGACACGAUCAUACCUCUUGAGAUAUGGGACUGCCCGGGUGAUAUAUCGUUGGAGACUCUCGAUGCGCCUUUAUCGCAAUUCGCUACCUUGAUAUUUGUGAUCGACAUACAAGACUUGUUGCAGCCGCCGAUUAAUAAACUCGUAAAUGUCGUAAUUACAGCAUAUCAGGAGAAUCCACACAUCAAUCUGGAAGUGUUCGUACAUAAAGCAGAUGCACUAUCUGAGGAAUACCGGAUGGAGAACUUCCGCUAUGUGCAACAGCGGAUACUUGACGAGUUGACUGAUAUCUCCAUCGAAUACGACCAAAUUCCAAUCAAUUUCCAGCUCACAUCUAUUCAUGACCACUCCCUCCAUGAUGCUUUCUCCCGUCUACUUCAGAAAUCGAUCGAGUCUUUACCAUAUCUUGAAGAUUUACUGAACGUCUUUUGCGCGAAUUCUCAAUCCUCUAAGGCAUUUCUGUUCGACAUCAGAUCAAGAUUAUACGUCGCAACCGACGCAUCCCCUGUUGACCCACCCACCCACAACCUCUGCAGUGACUACCUUCUGAUGUUAAAUGCUUUUGGGCCUCUGUACAAUCCCCAACGCCACCAACCCCCUAUAUGUCCGCGGUCUGAGCCAGUCUCCCGCUCGUCUGCACCCUCAACUCCUACUUCUCUGUUACCUACAUCUCAGCGCUCGCAUGCAACAACUCCUGCGCCCAAAUCGCCAUUAUCCCGUUCUUCUCGUAAUUCUUCUAAUCAAGGAUCUCAAUCCCAGUCUCAAUCAGCAUCCGUAGCCUCUGAUUCAAGAGGUUCUUCCCGUGCUCCUUCGCACCUCUCGAAGGCCCUGUUCUAUCCCAGCGCUUCAGUCGCACUUGCUCCUUCUGCAACUAGUGCUGGUGUGGGCACGACUAUCGCGUAUCAUCUUAUCACGUCACAGCUUGCGUUGCUAGCUCUCAUCCCAACAGCCGUUUUUGAUGCUCGCAGAGGCUUGGUCGAAUACAAUGUCGUCUUCUUCCGAGAGGGUGUACAGGAGAUUUGUGAAGUCGAAGAGGACGUUCGGGGUGGCGGAGGUUGA
Molecule: messenger RNA, 1266 nt
Organism: Fibroporia radiculosa
Lineage: Eukaryota; Fungi; Basidiomycota; Agaricomycetes; Polyporales; Fibroporiaceae
Exons: 7
Coding region: 1-1266 (421 amino acids)
Biological process (GO): cellular response to amino acid stimulus; positive regulation of TOR signaling; regulation of autophagy
Cellular component (GO): Gtr1-Gtr2 GTPase complex; fungal-type vacuole membrane; nucleus
Molecular function (GO): GTP binding; GTPase activity
Source: RefSeq, a predicted model, not a curated record